CAGACCUAUCCGCUUCUUGCUCUCUCAUGGCGACGCCUUUCCUCUUUGGUGUCGGCGCCAUCGCGGCGGCCGUUGUAGGCAGGCAGAUGAUGCGCAGAGCUGGCCAAGGUGCCGCUGAGCAAUGGGUGAAGGGCGGCUUCAAGGUGAAGAUGGACCGCAAAGAAGCCAUUGCGAUCCUUGGACUCAAAGAUAAUCCGCAACUAAGGACCAAGAUCAAGGACGCACACCGCCAGAUCAUGCUCGCCAACCAUCCCGACCGCGGCGGUUCGCCAUACCUCGCCAGUAAAAUCAACGAGGCAAAAGACAUGCUUGAGAAAUUGGAGAAGAGGUAGCAGGAUGGUCUUCUGGUGCCAGGUGCGUUGCUCGUCGUUGUUAUAACGAUUGCCCGCUGUAUUCACUCGGUUAGCAGUCCUACUGUUCACGAUGUAACAUGUUUCUACUGUACCAUACCUUAUAAUGCCAGCACCACUCGGCCGACGAACCACUCG
Messenger RNA from Fomitopsis serialis, 488 nucleotides. RefSeq lists its product as uncharacterized. Gene Ontology annotation, biological process: protein import into mitochondrial matrix. Gene Ontology annotation, molecular function: ATPase activator activity. The coding region runs from base 27 to 332 and encodes 101 amino acids. The transcript is spliced from 2 exons. NCBI's taxonomy places the organism in Eukaryota, Fungi, Basidiomycota, Agaricomycetes, Polyporales, Fomitopsidaceae. The record is from RefSeq and is a predicted model, not a curated record. Gene Ontology annotation, cellular component: PAM complex, Tim23 associated import motor.